Molecule: messenger RNA, 4132 nt
Organism: Gopherus evgoodei (Goodes thornscrub tortoise)
Lineage: Eukaryota; Metazoa; Chordata; Testudines; Testudinidae
Product: rho-related BTB domain-containing protein 2-like
Exons: 9
Coding region: 793-2964 (723 amino acids)
Biological process (GO): small GTPase-mediated signal transduction
Molecular function (GO): GTP binding; GTPase activity; protein binding
Source: RefSeq, a predicted model, not a curated record
CUCCGGGCAUGCACCCCCCCAUAGCCCGCCCCUCCACCGGUCCGGGAGCUCCCGCCAUGGACCCUCCCGCCCCUGCCCCCGGGCCGAGCGUUCCAGGCAUGGGCCCCUCCGGAGCCAUCUCCCCGGGCUGGGCCCCCCGGCCGAAACCCGAUUCCCCUCCCCGGAGCCUGCCCCUCCCCUCGGGCUGUGCCCCUUCCCUGGAGCCGCCUCCUUCUGGGCUCGGAGUUCCAGGCAUGUCUCCCCCCCCCCCCCCCAGCCCUCUCCUCGGGCUGUGCCCCCUGGCCGGAGCCUGCGCCCCCCGGAGCCUAGUUCCCGUCAGAACCCCCUCCCCUACCCCUGGGCUGGGAGCUUCGGGCAUGGACCCCCCCCAGAGCCUGCCCCCUUUUCCUGGGCCGAACCCCAGCUGGUCCGGGAGCUCCUGCUGGCUCUUGGCCGCUGCUUUGGGGGACUAGCCAGCAAUUGUGACAGAUCCGAGCACUUUUUUUCUUGGGGGGGGGGUAUGGCUCCCCUUCUCGGACAAAGCCCCUAGUACCAGGGUUCCGGGUCACCCUGCUGGGUGGUGCCCCUGAGCGCCUGGGUCCCAGCGGGCUCCCCAGGGAGCUCCAGGGCUGCAAGCUCCUUUCCAGCAGCUGCCCAGUCUAUUAGUGGCAGACCCCGGCUGAGGCGCUGGCCUGGGAGCAGGGUCUUGGCUGGGGGCUUGUGUGUCUCCCCUGCUGGGGCCAUGCCCCUCCCUGUGCCCCAUACGCUGUGCAAUGACUCCCUUGCCUGCUGUUCCUGCCCAGCUGUGCCCUGAUGGAUAUUGAUCUGGACUAUGAGAGACCCAAUGUCGAGACCAUUAAAUGUGUGGUUGUCGGGGAUAACGCCGUGGGCAAGACACGCCUCAUCUGUGCCAGGGCCUGCAAUGCCACCCUCACCCAGUACCAGCUGCUGGCCACCCAUGUGCCGACCGUCUGGGCCAUCGACCAGUAUCGCGUGUGCCAGGAGGUGCUGGAGCGCUCCCGGGACGUGGUGGACGAAGUCAGCGUGUCUCUGCGGCUCUGGGACACCUUUGGGGACCACCACAAGGACAGGCGCUUUGCCUACGGCAGGUCUGGAGCUCCCCCGUCUUCCCCUCCCGCCUGCAGGUCAGAUGUCGUGGUUCUCUGCUUCUCCCUGGCGAACCCCAACUCCCUGCGCCAUGUGAAGACCAUGUGGUACCCGGAAAUCAAACACUUCUGCCCACGGACACCCAUUGUGCUGGUAGGGUGCCAGCUGGACCUACGCUAUGCUGACCUGGAGGCAGUCAACCGUGCCCGGCGUCCGCUGGCCAAGCCCAUCAGACCCACGGACAUCCUGCCACCCGAGCGGGGCCACGAGGUGGCCAAGGACCUGGGAGUGCCGUACUACGAGACUAGCGUAGUGGCGCAGUUUGGCGUCAAGGAUGUCUUCGACAAUGCCAUCCGUGCCGCCCUCAUCUCCCGCCGCCACCUGCAGUUCUGGAAGUCCCACCUGAAGAAGAUGCAGAGGCCCUUGCUGCAGGCACCCUUCCUGCCCCCCAAGCCACCCCCGCCUGUCAUCCACAUCCCAGACCCCACCACCAGCGGUGGCCAGGGCCCUGCUGCCCUCUUCUGCACCCCCCUCUGUGCUGAUGUGGUCUUCCAGCUGCAGGGGGGACACAGUGUCUUCGCCCAUCGUGUCUACCUGGCCACGUCCUGCUCCAAGUUCUACGACCUCUUCACUCUGGCAGGGUCGGCGAGCCAGGCCCAGGAGCCCUGUGGUGUGGAGCGACGGGCGGCCAAGGAGCCGGCUGCCAGGACUAAGAGCCUGGAGAUGGAGAAGACCCUCCUGGGCGAUGGGGCCCAGGCCCCUCUCAGGACUUCGCAGAGUGACGAUCCCCUGCGGCUGGUGCAGGGCGAGGGCCAGCAGCUCUCAGGGGCCGGGGGCCAGGAGCUGUCGGGCUGGGGACGGGGCUUUGUCAGCAUACAGCUGGGGUUGGUUCAGGACCCCGUGACCCAGCAGGAGAGGCAGAUGAUGGUGGUGUACAUGGACUGCCUGAUCCAGCCGGGGCCCUUCCGCGCGGUGCUGGAAUAUCUGUACACGGGCCACCUGGACCAGGGCCGCGCAGACCUCAUGCAGGUGGCCACCAUCGCCGAGCUGCUGGAGGUCUUCGACCUGCGCAUGAUGGUGGCCAACGUGCUGAACAAGGAGAGUUUCAUGAACCAGGAGAUCACCAAAGCCUUCCACGUGCGCCGUGCCAACCGCGUCAAGGAGUGCCUGGGCAAGGGCGUCUUUGCGGACGUUGUGUUCCUGGUGGACGAUGGGUCGGUGCCGGCCCACAAGCCGCUGCUCAUCGCAGGCUGUGACUGGAUGGUGGCCAUGUUCUGUGGCAACUUUCGGGAGAGCUAUGCCUCUGAGGUCUCCCUGCCUGGCACCAAGUGCGCCUGCCUGCGCGCUGUCCUGGAGUUCCUCUACACCGGGCAUUUCGUCCCCACUCCCGACCUGGAUGCCAUGGAACUCCUGGUCUUAACCAACCGCCUGUGUCUGCCCCGGCUGCAGGCGCUUACAGUAUGCGGUGGACGAGCUGCUCCGAGCCUACGUGCAGCAGGUGGAGAUCGACGAGCAGGUGAUCAUCUACCUGGAGAUGACUCAGUUCCACAAUGCCCAGCAGCUGGCAGCAUGGUGCCUGCACUACAUCUGCACCAACUACAACAGCGUCUGCCGCCGCUUCCCCAGGGAGAUGAAGUACAUGGCGCCAGAGAACAGGGCGCACUUCGAGCGGCACCGCUGGCCGCCCGUCUGGUACCUGAAGGAGGAGGACCUGUACCUGCGCUCGAAGAAGGAGCGGGACCUGGAGGAGCAGCUGCUGCGGAAGCAGCACGCCCGCAGCAAGUGGUGCUUCUGGCGCCCCUCGCCCCACGUCUCCUGAGCCCUGCUUGUGCCUUGCUGAGGGCAGGAGGGGCUGCCAGGCGGGCCGGGCCAGGGUAGGGCUGGCAGCUGGGUGCCUGUGUCCGUCAUUCCCACUUCCAUGGGCACGGCAGCACUUCCUGCUCCCAGGCAGGGCUCCUGGCCAGCUGCUCUCAUGGGGCCGGGCCCCCUUUACUGGCCCCGUGGCCCACUGAGCCUAGCUCUGGCACGUUUACAGGCUCUCCUGGCCACUGCUGCCCUUAGCUUCCAGCUGUGCCUCUGCUGCAGCGUGGCAGUGCAUUCCGGGGGGUGAGCAGGCCCCCAAACCCAGCAGAGCUGUGGGGUUUCCUCUUGUCUAGCAGUGUGGAGGAGUGGGGGCUGCACUCGGGCUGUGAGCAUGACGCUGCUGUGCUUGGGCAGGGAGGGCACCCCUGGGUGGGGCUUGGGUCACAGCUGUCCUUGCCCUUCUCACCUGAUGGUGGGGAUGCUGGCAGGGUCUGAGCCCUGAGCCCACGGGGGGCCUCAGAGCAGCACUUUCCUCCCCGCAGGGUUGGGCUGCACCUCCUCUCCCCGUUCCAGGCUUCCCCUAGGCCUGAGGGCAGCAGAGCUGUGCAGGGGGUUGGAUCAGGGAGCUGAGUGGAGGGGGGGGCUGGGGGCAAGGGCUUGUCCUUGGGACACUAACAGAGCAGUGAGGAGGUGGCUGAGCUGGGGGCAGGUGUGGGGUGGAGCUCUGUGUGGGGGGUGGGGUCUGAGCUUGGGGGGUGCAUAUGGGAGCUGGGUUUGGGCAGGAGAUUUCUGGUUUUGGUAGUUGUAGGAGCUGCUCCAUUUGUGCUUUGCCUGCUCUUGGGAUGGGGGCAGCCUGGAGCCCCCAACCGGCCCCUUUGCUCCUCUGUGCCUUUGACACUACAAGCCUCUUCCCCAGCUCACCUGCCUUGUGAGAGGGGCUGGGUCCCUGGGCAAUGGCCCCCUUCCCCCUUUUGAUACACCUUGGUGCAUUAAGGGAACUGCCCCGGGGUGGCAGGGCCGUGCGUGCCACGUGCACAAUGGGGUUUACACUUUUCUAGGGAGCCCGGCUCCUGCCAGGCCUCGCGGAGCAGGGUUCCCACGCUGAGCCGUCCCCUCACUCCGAUCGAAGGGCUGUUUGUAUCUGCGUUUCUAACCACUGUGAGCCAGCCUUGCGCUGCCUGGCCUUUUUACACCUCGCAGUAUUGGACUGUUUUAACCUUUUAUUAAAACCUUUUGUAAUGUG